AUGUGUGCUAAUUUACCGGCAAAAAAUAAGGAAGAUAAAUGGCCUGAGACAAAUGUGCCAUGUGAAAGAAUACACGUAGAUUUUUUAGAAUUUGAAAGGAAAAAUCACUUUAUUAUGGUAGAUGCUGGUUCAAAAUGGAUAGAUUGUCAACAGGUAUUUGGCCUAUCUACAAAAGUAGCGUUGAAUAAGUUAAAAGAUUUUGUAAGUAAAUAUGGAUUAAUGAAGACAUUAGUAUCUGAUGGUGGUCCAGCGUUCAGAGGUAGAGCAUUUGAUAAGUUUUGUGAUAGAUGGAAGAUUGAACAUUUAUUAUCUCCACCACAUUAUUCAAGAAGUAAUGGACAAGCUGAACGAAUGGUAGCUAUCGUUAAAAAUUGGUUAAAAAAAGAAAGAUAUGGAGAGGGAAAAUGGUGGUUAUUGUUAUUAGCAUAUAACAAUACUAAGACUAGCAAGGGGACUUCUCCAGCAGAGAUGUUUUUAGAUAGAAAAACAAGAACUGAAUUAGAUUUUUUGAAAGAAAAAGAAAAGCCAAAAGAUAUUCCUUAUUGUGAGAAAUUUAAGGUUGGUAGCUUAGUUUGGAUACUACUUUUUGAUGGUCCAAUUAAAUGGGGGAAAGGUAUAGUAAGAAGAAAUAUAGGAAGAAGAAAGGUAGAAGUAGAAAUUGAAGGACAAGCCGAAAUGGCGUCGUAUUUUAGAAUUGGGAAUAAGAUCCUUAAAAUAGAAAUUAGAGAAAUAGACGGGACGGUGGAAUCCAGAAGAUGGUUAGACGCGGCUAGGGAAGAAGCUCAGAAUCGUUACGGUGAGAUGUUGCAAGAACUAACAAGAGUAACAGAGAGACGAUGGGUGCCCGAAGGUUCCAAGAAAAGGAAGACCGAUUGUUGGUCAUGCGGAGGCAAUCACCUAAUGCGAGUUUGCCCGUCAUUAUAUGUAGCUAAUGACAGUUCGGUAGUAUCCCGGCCCAUUCAAGAAGAGGUGAUUAAAGGGAAUUUAGCUGAAGAGUCAAUAGAAUAG
Messenger RNA from Gordionus sp. m RMFG-2023, 1008 nucleotides. RefSeq lists its product as uncharacterized. The record is from RefSeq and is a predicted model, not a curated record. The transcript has 2 exons. Gene Ontology annotation, biological process: DNA integration. Gene Ontology annotation, molecular function: nucleic acid binding. The coding region runs from base 1 to 1008 and encodes 335 amino acids. NCBI's taxonomy places the organism in Eukaryota, Metazoa, Nematomorpha, Gordioida, Chordodea, Parachordodidae.